UGAUUCAUUAUUCGAAUUUUCAAAUUCUGCCGUAUCUUGGAGUUGAACUCGGCUUCGGUACGAUGGAAAAGUGUGACAGCUCCAGGUCUCAUUGUUACCGUAAAGAAUGGACUGAUCUGUGAAUGUCGACACUAUCACAUGCCGGUAUUAGGAAGCCUCGCUGCCAAGAUGAUGAAGCUUUCAACCAUAUUGAUGGUUUUCUCUAGUACAGCCGUUUUAUGUGUGGGAUGUUUGGAUACUGCUUCAGCUUACGUCGGCACGAGACCACCAUCUGGGCAGUCAAAAAGAGUUUCUCAGACGUUGCGGUCCUCCGGAUCUUCCGACGGUGAUCGUCAAUUUAGUGCCAAACCUAUUUUGGUGGUAGGUGCUACUGGCCGUGUAGGACGUCGUGUGGUGCAGCAGCUGAUGGCGCAAAAUCGUCCAGUUCGGGCGGUAGUGCGAAACGAACACAAGGCUCAACAUCUGUUCGGCACAAUGACAUCCCUUCAGUACCCGCAGUUGGAAAUAAUCAAGGCCGACCUGAGCCGUUACGAAGAAUAUGAAGAAGUUUUGGACAAAGCCGUAAAAGGUUGCGAAAGCAUCGUUUCCGUAAUGGGCGUAGUACGCUUUGCCAAGCUAGGAGAUUUUUUGCCUUGGCGCUUGUUUCGAUUGGACGCCGCCUGGGCGGACCGCAAACAUCCCUACUACGGCAAUUAUAUGGCACAAAAAUACCUUAUUUCUCUCGCUGAGAAGCACAAUGUGAAACGUUUUGUAAGACUGACAGGGCUGGGAUUGGCAUACUCUGCAUUCAACCCUUUCAGCGUUUUGUUCAAUACACUUUUGUCAGUGAACAAUCGAUGGGGGCUUCUGUGUGAACAAGCUUUGUUCGAUUCGAAAGUUCCCUACGUUGUGUUGAGGCCCGGCGGUCUUGCAGAGGACGAGCGAGAAUUGUCUACUACGAACUUACAGGUGGACGCUUCCGGGAUGUUGCCAUUGCCAGGCCGAGUCGGACGGAGCGACGUAGCUGCCUUGGCUAUUGCUUCAGCUGACUUACCGACAACAGCUCCUAGCUACACAUUGGCUUGUCGAUGGUGCGGCGAAGGAAUCAAGCCGAAACCUCAAGGCUACAAAGAAGAAGGGUUUGCUUCCGCCCAAGAGUGUUUGGACACUGUUUUGGCGUCAAAGGUGACUUCACCUUCGCCGCCACGGAUGAAGCCCUAUGGGGUUGCGGUAGGGAUUACAGCCUACGCCGCUGGAGCUUUAUCACUUAAGCUUGCAACCAUGCUGUGGAAGGUGAUUGCUAGGCUAUUUCGAGUAUGA
Messenger RNA from Phaeodactylum tricornutum CCAP 1055/1, 1299 nucleotides. RefSeq lists its product with no specific name. NCBI's taxonomy places the organism in Eukaryota, Bacillariophyta, Bacillariophyceae, Surirellales, Neidiaceae. The transcript has a single exon. Bases 139 to 1299 code for a protein of 386 amino acids. The record is from RefSeq and is a predicted model, not a curated record.